Spea bombifrons (plains spadefoot toad) is the source of this 1971-nucleotide messenger RNA. RefSeq names its product kelch like family member 26 (gene KLHL26). The record is from RefSeq and is a predicted model, not a curated record. The transcript has 3 exons. The coding region runs from base 9 to 1820 and encodes 603 amino acids. Lineage: Eukaryota; Metazoa; Chordata; Amphibia; Anura; Pelobatidae. Gene Ontology annotation, molecular function: protein binding.
CCGGGAACAUGGCGGAGUCCGGAGGAGGGGAGUUCGUUUCGGUCCGGCAGAGCAGCAUGGCUGACAAGAGCAGCAUCAUGAAAUGUACCUUCUCUGCUCCUGGACACAGUACUACUCUUCUACAGGGAUUGACAGCGCUGCGUGCUCAGGGUCAGUUGCUUGACGUUAUUCUGACUAUAAACAGUGAAGUGUUUCAAGUGCACAAAGUAGUCCUGGCUGCCUGCAGUGAUUAUUUCAGGGCAAUGUUUACAGGAGGAAUGAGAGAAGCCAAUCAAGAUGUUAUUGAAUUAAAAGGUGUGUCUCCUAGAGGACUGCGUCACAUAAUUGACUUUGCUUACAGUGCGGAAGUUACACUUGACCUUGACUGUAUUCAUGAUGUCUUGGGAGCUGCUGUCUUUCUCCAAAUGGUCCCAGUUGUUGAACUCUGUGAAGAGUUCCUAAAAUCUGCCAUGAGUGUUGAAACCUGUUUGAACAUUGGACAAAUGGCAACAACAUUUAGUCUGGCAUCUCUGAAAGAAUCGGUGGAUUCUUUUACAUUCAAACACUUCCUUAAAAUUUCUGAGGAAGAAGACUUCCUUCAUUUGCCUUUAGAGAGACUGGUUUUCUUCCUCCAAAGCAACAAGCUUAAAAACUGUAGUGAAAUAGAUUUAUUUCGCUCUGCAAUUCGUUGGCUACAGUUUGACUAUUCCCGCCGUGCCUGUGCUAGUCAAGUUCUAUGCCAUAUUCGUUUUCCGUUGAUGAAGUCUUCGGAAUUGGUGGAUAGCGUUCAGACUGUUGAUAUUAUGGUGGAAGAUGUUCUGUGCAGACAGUACCUUCUUGAAGCUUUCAACUACCAAAUUCUCCCAUUCCGGCAACAUGAGAUGCAAUCUCCUAGAACUAUCAUUAGAUCCGAUGCCUGUUCUCUUAUAACGUUUGGUGGCACGCCUUAUACAGAUAACGACCGGACAGUGAGCAGCAAAGUGUAUUACUUGCCAGAUGUUAAUGCUCGACAGUUUAAGGACCUAAAUGAAAUGGAGGUAGGAUGCAGCCAUGCUUGUGUUGCAGUGCUGGACAAUUUUAUUUAUGUUGUAGGAGGACAGCAUCUGCAGUACAGGAGUGGUGAAGGAGCUGUGGAUGUCUGUUUCCGGUAUGAUCCCCAUUUAAAUCAGUGGCUGCGCAUUCAGGCUAUGCAAGAGAGCAGAAUUCAGUUCCAGCUUCACAUGUUGUAUGGUAUGUUGUAUGCUACUGGAGGAAGGAAUCGGUCGGGCAGUCUAUCAUCUGUGGAGCGAUACUGCCCUAAAAAGAACGAGUGGACCUAUGUUUGUUCUCUUAAACGCAGAACAUGGGGGCAUGCUGGCGCAACGCUUGGUGGUAAGCUGUAUAUAUCAGGUGGCUAUGGAAUAUCAGUUGAAGACAAGAAAGCACUACAUUGUUAUGAUCCUUCUAUAGAUCAGUGGGAGUUCAAAACACCAAUGAAUGAGCCAAGAGUCCUCCAUGCAAUGGUUGGGACCAAAAACAGAAUUUAUGCUCUUGGGGGAAGAAUGGAUCAUGUGGAUCGAUGUUUUGAUGUGUUAGCUGUGGAAUAUUAUACCCCAGAGACUGAUGCGUGGACAACAGUAAGUCCAAUGAGGGCUGGGCAGUCUGAAGCAGGCUGCUGUUUAUUGGAUAAAAAGAUUUAUAUUGUAGGCGGCUACAACUGGCACUUAAACAAUGUGACUAGUAUUGUGCAAGUGUAUAAUGCAGAAAAUGAUGAGUGGGAAAGAGAUUUACACUUUCCCGAGUCAUUUGCUGGGAUAGCGUGUGCACCUAUUAUACUACCUCAAAUAACAACUCAGAGGUAACUGGACAUUUUAUUGUAAAAGACUAUGGACCAACACUUCUGUUUUAUGUAUUUAAUAUUUUUAUAACUUUGAGUGUUGUACAUAAGGUUACAAAUAUGAGCAAAUGUUGCAUAUGUAAUGUUCCUCUCUAUACAUACAUAUCAUAUGCGCA